Molecule: messenger RNA, 3485 nt
Organism: Asparagus officinalis (garden asparagus)
Lineage: Eukaryota; Viridiplantae; Streptophyta; Magnoliopsida; Asparagales; Asparagaceae
Product: protein WEAK CHLOROPLAST MOVEMENT UNDER BLUE LIGHT 1-like
Exons: 5
Coding region: 481-3231 (916 amino acids)
Source: RefSeq, a predicted model, not a curated record
GAGAGAGAGAGAGAGGGGGGAAGAGAAGGGCGCCUCACGUGAUUUCCCCGUGUUGAUGUUUAAUUUUCUCCUCCUCUCUUCAUCACCUCCUUCUUCUCGAUUAGACAGAGAGAGGAAGCGAUUCAAGUUUUGUCAUUUACAUCAAAAUAUUUGAGGAAACAAAAAUAUUUGGAGGAAAUCACCGAAAUAAAUGCUUUUGGGUUGACCCUGUUGUUUUCUGGGGUCUUCUAUUUAUUGGAUUUUUUUUGGAGGAAAAUACGCCUUUGGUGAACAUGACAACAACAACACCAACAAUCACAACUAUUGCGCCUUUAGUUCACAUGAGAAUCGAACCAACAUAGGGGAGCGACACGGCUUUGCCAUGUGACCUAUUGGGCUGCCCUGGACAAAUUCAAUUUGAAUCUAAAAAGAAAUUCGUGAAAAUUUGAUCAGAUUUAGCUCAAUUGGGAUUAGGAAUCUGCGGCAGGAAAUUCUAAUUGUAUGAUGGAGGAGUUUGAGGAUGCUGAAGAAGAACUUCCACUUGAGGAAUCCUCUCAAACGACUUCUGAUCCUUUGCCAGAUUCAGUUCCUAGUCACCCAUCUCCUCCUACAUCCAAAAUAACUGAUGAUAAAAAUAAGGAUACACCAUCAUUAGGCAAGAAAAUGUCUGUUUCUUCAGAGAAUCUUAGUGAACAAGGGUCACCAUCAGAAUCUCACAACAUUGCAUCACCUCAUACAUCAGUGGAUCAAGGCAAUGCUGUCUCAAGUUCAGAUACAUCAGGGACCAAAUCUGAGGAUUCCACAGAUUUGUCUUCUCAAAGUAACCAAGUUCCUCAUUUAUCACAUGAUAAGAGCUCACCAAUUUUAACAGAGAAUCCAAAAGACGCAGGAACUUUUUCAUCAGAGGUUCUUGGCAAUUUUUUGCACCAUCCAUCACUGGAAAUAUCUAUUUCACAACAUAAUUUAAAUGGUAGUCCUUCUAUUCAUUCAACAUUAAAUCAGGCCUCACCGAGUUUACCAGAGAUUUCGAGAGAAACCAGAAAUACCGCUGAAAAUGCCACGGCUGUGUCAUCAGAAGCUAAUAGGUCUUCACUACCUCAUUCAUCAUUGGACAAGAGCGCAGACGUUCCACCAGUGAGUUCACAUGAGACAAAUAUUGUUGAAUCAACGCUUUUGUCAUCAGAAGUCGAUAGUAGUCCACCAACUCAGCAACUUGAUGGAGGGAGUUCUGCACAGUAUGUUGAGGUUCAGAAUAAUAAUGACUGCACUGUAAUGGAGGACAUUAAAAAGACUGCAAAUGGACAAUCCUUAAAGGUUAAUAAUCACCAAGUGGAGGUCAGAAAUACUAAAAUUGCUGGGAUUUCUGGAGAUGCAAAGCAAGCAAAUGCAUAUAGAGGCCUUGUUGAUACUACUGCACCUUUUGAAUCUGUUAAAGAGGCUGUUUCCAGGUUUGGAGGUAUUGUUGAUUGGAAAGCUCAUAGAGCCUUGGCCUUGGAGAGACGCAAACGAGUCCAAAUUGAACUCGAGAAGGUGCGAGAAGAAAUCCCAAGCUACAAGGAGCAAUCAGAAGCUGCUGAAGUUGCCAAGACACAGGUACUAGAGGAGCUCAAUAGUACCAAGAUACUCAUCGAAGAGCUCAAGUUGGACCUAGAGAAAGCUCAAACCGAAGAGGCUCAGGCUAAACAGGAUUCAGAACUCGCUCAACUCCGAGCCAAAGAAAUGGAGGAAGGGAUCGCUGAUGAAGCCAGUGUUGCUGCUAAACAACAGCUAGAGGUUGCCAAGGCAAGGCACGAAGCAGCCGUUGUUGAACUAAAGUCUGUGAAAAAAGAGCUUGAGGAUCUACAAAAGGAUUACGUUUCUCUGCUUAGUGAAAGGGAUAAUGCAACGAAGAAAGCUAGAGAAGCUGUUAUAAGAAGUAAGGAGAUUGAGAAGACAGUUGAAGACUUAACCCUCGAGCUCAUUGCAACAAAGGAGUCUCUAGAAUCUGCUCAUGCUGCACAUCUUGAAGCGGAGGAGCACCGAAUUGGCGCAGCCUUGGCAAGAGAACAGGACUGUCUGAAUUGGGAGAAAGAAUUGAAGCAAGCAGAAGAGGAAGUCCAGAAACUCAAUGAACAACUCUUGUCUGUAAAGAAUCUCAAAGAGAAAUUAGACACAGCAUCUUCUUUGUUACUUAGCCUCAAUUCUGAACUAGCUGCUUAUAUGGAAUCUAAACUGAAUCAAGAAUCUGGAAGUGGUAGUAUGGAGCUGGAGGAAGUAAAGGGAAAUAUCGAGAAGGCUAAAAAUGAGGUGAAUUUACUUAAAGCCGCAGAGUCAUCGCUCAAAGCUGAGCUCGAAAGAGAGAAAGCAGGCCUUGCUGCAAUGAGACAGAGAGAAGGAAUGGCAUCGAUAGCAGUAUCAUCAGUCGAAGCUGAGAUCGAAAGAACAAAAGAAGAAAUACAACUAGCUUUAACAAAGGAGAAGGAAGCACGAGCAAAAAUGGUGGAGCUUCCAAAGCUACUUCAAGAAGCUGCACAAGAAGCUGACAUAGCUAAAACCGAUGCUCAAUCAGCACGUGACGAUCUAAGAAAAGCCAAGGAAGAGUUGGAGCAAAUCAAAACAACAGCAAGCACAACAGAAAUAAGAUUGAAUGCAGCUCUCAAAGAGACUGAGGCAGCGAAAGCAUCGGAGAGGCUGGCUCUUCAAGCGAUAAAAGCUUUGCAUGAGAGCGAGGGGGAGGAGUUGAGUGAUGGAGUAACACUUCCAUUGGAGGAGUAUUACAGUCUUAGCAAGAGAGCUCAUGAGGCCGAGGAGCUCGCAAAUGAGAGGGUUACUGGUGCAAUUUCACAAAUUAAUGUGGCAAAGGAGUCAGAGUUGAAAACUGUACAAAAGCUAGAGGAGGCUUAUAUGGAGAUGAAUCAGGAGAAGGAAGCUUUAAGAAUUGCACUGGAGAGGGCUGAGAAAGCUAAAGAAGGGAAAUUGGGUGUUGAGCAAGAACUAAGGAGGUGGAGAGCUGAGCAUGAGCAGAGGAGGAGAGCUAGUAAUGCUGCUCGAAAUAGUAAUUUGCCUCCGAAAAGCCCAGCAAGAAGUUUCGAGAGUGAACCAAAGAGUUUAAUCGACGCUGAUAUCGUUCAUCCUGGACCUAAUGCAAAGGUGUACACAAUGGAGGACAAGGGAGAAAGAGAAGUGGCAGAGGCGAAGGUGAGGAGGAAGAAGAAGUCGUUCUUUCCUCGGCUUGUGAUGUUCUUGGCGAGGAAAAAAUCAGAGACCUUGUGAAAUGAGAAUCAUAUUUUACUGUAUAUGUGUCACAAGUAUUAAUUUGUUUAAUAAAUCAUGUAAUGUAAGGGUGUGUAGUGUAUUGGUAUAGGCAUCAUGAGUAAGUGAAAUUUUCCGAAAAUAGGCAUUUAGUAUAGUGACAGACCGCUCCAAAUCAUCAGCACUUGCUGUCCUUUUUAUAGUUGAAAAUUUGUAAUGUAAUUUGAGCAUGGAAUAAUUUGUGAAAUUUGAUCAGAGCUGUUCUUAUCUUAUAG